AUGCCGUUUGAGUUCAUUGACAAUAAUGCACGCAUCGAUCGCAAGACCAGAAAGCGCAUUCGCAGCCUUGUGGCCACGGGAAAGAAUGCCGGCAAGACCGUGGUGCGUCCAUCCAGAAUCAAAGCAUUUAAGGAGCAGUCGAAAUAUCCCACCAUAUUCUCCAGUGUGCCGGGAAGCACGGAUCUGAAGCAGCAAGAAUCCUCCUCCCCUAAUGAGACAGCGUCAAUUUGUGAAAUUGAGCGUCCAAUUGGUGAUGAUGUAUUCUUUGUCUUCACUCCGAAUCAACUAAACCCGACAUCUAGAUAUCUUGCCAAGAGAGCUAUAUCUUUCCUGGUGGCACCGCGCCACUCAUCCGAGCUGAAUGGUACCUUUGAAACUACUCUUAAUGCUGGCCCGGCGCUGGCCAAAAUGAUGUUUAUAGAUGAAGCGUUUUUUCAUUGCGCCAUUGCGCUGAGCACAACAGCAAUAGACUGUCUUGCUGAACAACCAAACCCCUCCAGAGACGCAAUUCACCACUUGUGUCACACUUUUCGACUGGUCAAUAAGAAACUGUCCGAGAGUAAACAUGCUUCCAUGUCUACAAUUGCUACGGUUUUGAUGUUAGCUCAAUACGAACGGCAUCAGAGCGAACAAUAUCAAGGGCUUGUACAUCUCAAUGGUUUACAACGGCUCAUAAGCGCCCGAGGCGGUGCGCUACAAUUACAAAAGGAGAUGCCAAUAGUGAUGCAAAAGGCUUUUAGGGUUGACCUUGAUUUUGCACUGUAUAUGGGCACCACAACGACUUUCAACGUUAGUAGUGUUCUUACAAGUCGUAUGAUCAUAUUUGGCACUAAGAUCGACCACCUCGAGAAUCUAACGGCCAAUGUCGUCUCAUUGCCGGGACUGUCAAAUCAACUUGGUAUAGAGCUUCACAAUGCUCUGCUCGAAGCAACAGCCCUUGCGGGGCAGCUCAAUGAUGCAGUUGCAUCAAGCACAUCGAAAGUCAACCUGUACACCUUCAACGCCAAUAUUAUUCUCCUCGGAUACCGGAUAAUUUCUAUAAGCUCUCUUAGUCAGUCACACCAACUCACCAGAAUCGAGAAUGCGAUUCAUCUGGGUCUUUCCAUAUUCGUGACAACAUUCAUGAAUGGACUAGAUAGAAAAAUCCCCCGCAUGCCCUUUAUGUCCGAAUUGCUUCGCGCGCUAAUUAAAUUCGGACUUCAAGACGACCAUUCUAUUUUAUUGUGGCUCCUGUUUCUUGGAAAUGCAACAGUACUUGAUCCGAGUGACCAUGACUGGCUUGCCCCAAUGGUAGCGAUAACGGCUUUGGAAUUAGGUCUACAUAGUUGGGGCGAGAUUCUAAAGAUGCUUGUAGGACUACCAUGGGUAAAUACGCUCUAUAACAGGUCCGGCCAAAGCCUUUGGCUUAAAGUCUCAACAUACUACGCAUCUCCGUUUGCAGAAAGUGCGACAUCAUCACCUGACAUUCCCAUGGAAAUAGUCACCUUUGGAGGCAGUACUGGGCUUAUGCUAUGA
Talaromyces marneffei is the source of this 1515-nucleotide messenger RNA. RefSeq lists its product as uncharacterized. Bases 1 to 1515 code for a protein of 504 amino acids. NCBI's taxonomy places the organism in Eukaryota, Fungi, Ascomycota, Eurotiomycetes, Eurotiales, Trichocomaceae. The transcript has 4 exons. The record is from RefSeq and is a predicted model, not a curated record.